AGACUUUUUCCCGAGGUGCCCCGCGGCUCCCGUGCCCUUGACAACACAGGCCAAAAUGGCGUCGGCCACCCGCCUCAUCCAGAAGAUCCGCAACCUUGCGGCCGGGCGAGAUCUCCAAGCGAAACUUCAGCUUCGUUACACAGAGAUUGCCAAGAGGACUCAGCCACCUCCACGCCUCCCUGUCGGCCCCAGCCAUAAAUUUGCAAACAAUUACUACUGCACCCGUGACGGACGCCGGGAGACUUUCCCUCCCAUUGUCCUUGUAUCAGCUCAGAAAAGGUUGGCUCCGGGAGGGCAGCAGCAUGGCAGCUCAGAAUCUUCUAUUGCACCAACAGAGAGAAAGCCAGUGAAACCUGGCCCUGCGCCACGGAAAUGGGAACUGUCGAAAGAUGAGCCCUAUUUGUGAGCUGCCAGGCAGAUGGGGAGGAGAGCAGGCAAUGGUGCAAAACUCAGUGGAAAUAUUUUCAUGUGUGGACGUUAUUUCUGACCAUUCACAUUGUUCUGAUUGGUACCUGACUGAUUAAACUCAAUCCCUAACGUCA
Podarcis raffonei (Aeolian wall lizard) is the source of this 542-nucleotide messenger RNA. It is a transcript of the gene NDUFA7, whose product is annotated as NADH:ubiquinone oxidoreductase subunit A7. The record is from RefSeq and is a predicted model, not a curated record. NCBI's taxonomy places the organism in Eukaryota, Metazoa, Chordata, Lepidosauria, Squamata, Lacertidae. The transcript is spliced from 4 exons. Gene Ontology annotation, cellular component: mitochondrial inner membrane. Gene Ontology annotation, biological process: mitochondrial electron transport, NADH to ubiquinone; ATP synthesis coupled electron transport. Bases 56 to 406 code for a protein of 116 amino acids.